Molecule: messenger RNA, 1195 nt
Organism: Zootermopsis nevadensis
Lineage: Eukaryota; Metazoa; Arthropoda; Insecta; Blattodea; Termopsidae
Source: RefSeq, a predicted model, not a curated record
GAGAUGUUGAACAUAUUACUAGAAGUUGGUAGAAAAUUAUGAGGUGAUUAUGAGCGAUAAUUAGUGCAGUGUUAGUUUUGGAUUACCAACAUGACAACGGAAAGGAUGGAGUGGGUGGAAAUUAUAGAGCCACGCACUAAAGAGCAUAUGUAUGCCAAUCUGACAACCGGAGAGUGCGUCUGGGAUCCCCCAUCUGGCGUACCCGUCAAGAAGACAGACAACAAUCAGUGGUGGGAACUGUUUGACCAGAAUACAUCCCGAUUCUAUUACUAUAAUGCAACAUCACAGAAAACAGUGUGGCAUCGGCCACAGAACUGUGACAUAAUUCCGCUUGCAAAGCUCCAGACGUUGAAGCAAAACACAGAGCCAGUAUCAGAAGAUGCAGUAUCAACUGACGAGCCUAAAAGAAAGGAGUCUGUUGCAACACAGACUCCUGGGCGGACUGUGAAGAACUCCAAAAGUCAGCAGGAUUCCAUCACACCAACUCCAAUUCCACCUGCUUCAGGUAGCAGCAAUAAGGCAGAUUCACUCCGCCCUUCUCAUGCUCAUGUACCAUCAAAUUGCUCCAACAAAUCAUCUGUGACUUCUGAGACUCAAACUUCCCCUGUGGGGUCACCACGCUCAGGUAGACGAGGACACCAUCACCACCAUCAUCGUCAUCAUCAUACCAGCAGUGGUGGACGUGGUGAGGAAGAGGGAAGUGGUCAGCGUGGCAGGAGGGGAAGUCAGGGCAGUGGAUCCUGGUACAAUAGAACAACACAUUCUCAGGAUUCUGGAAGAUCAAGUGACUCCAGUUCAGUGUCACACAGUCGCACAAGUCUUGAAUCUGGUUACCGUUUAUUAGAAUCUCCACAUCAUCACCAUCAUUCUUCCAACAGUCAUCACCAUCAUCAUCACAGUCAUCGUCACACUGCUAGCAAUCCAGCUGGACUGUCACCACCUCUUGAUCAUCGGCUUCGUGAUAGGGAUGUUCCUGCAAUCUCAUUAGAACAGAGACAUAGAGAUGGUAGUAGCGGCCUAACCCUUUCUACUAGUACUCCUCUUUUUAAGAAGAAACCUCUUGGUGAAGCUAAUUCACAGGUAUUUACCUUCAGAAACUAUAGACAUUGUAAUAACUUUAUUUGUACUCAGAUACUAAUUUAUCUGCGUGCUACCCAUAAUUUUGUUGGUGUCACAUUUUAAUGUAAGAUUUGAG